GUGCAGGCCACAGUUUGCUUUUGCUUGGAGGGGUGUCCAGUUCACUUGGAACCGACUGCCCCAGGGGUGGAAACACAGCCCUACCAUUUGCCAUGGACUGAUCCAGACUGCACUGGAACAGGGGCAAGCUCCAGAACACCUGCAAUACAUUGAUGACUUUAUUGUGUGGGGCGAUACAGUGGAAGAAGUCUUUGAGAAAGGGAGGAAAAUAAUCCAAAUCCUGCUGAAAGCCGGUUUUGCCAUAAAACGGAGUAAGGUCAAGGGACCUUCACAGGAGAUUCAAUUUUUGGGAAUAAAAUGGUAAGAUGGACGUAGACAGAUCCCCACAGAUGUGAUCAACAAGAUAACAGCAAUGUCUCCACCAACUAAUAAGAAAGAAACGCAAGCUUUCUUGGGUGCUGUGGGGUUCUGGAGAAUGCACAUCCCAAAUUACAGUUCGAUUGUAAGCCCUCUCUAUCAUGUGACCCAGAAGAAGAAUGAUUUUUAAAUGGGGCCCUGAGCAGCAACAAGCCUUUGAGCAAAUUAAACGCGAGAUAGUUCAUGCAGUGGCCCUUGGACCAGUCCAGACCGGGCCAGAUGUAAAAAAUGUACUGUACACUGCAGCUGGGGAGAACGGUCCUACCUGGAGCCUCUGGCAGAAAGCUCCAGGGGAGACUCGAGGUCGACCCCUCGGCUUUUGGAGUCGGGGAUAUAAAGGAUCUGAGGCCAGCUAUACCCCAACUGAGAAAGAGAUACUGGCAGCCUAUGAAGGGGUUCGAGCUGCUUCGGAAGUGAUUGGCACUGAAGCACAGCUCCUCCUGGCACCCCGGUUGCCCGUGCUGGGCUGGAUGUUCAAAGGCAGGGUCUCCUCUACACAUCAUGCAACUGAUGUUACAUGGAGUAAAUGGGCUGCACUAAUUACACAACGAACUCGAAUAGGAAAUCUCAGUCAUCCAGGCAUUCUAGAAGUCAUCAUGGACUGGCCAGAGGGCAAAGAUUUCAGAAUGUCACCAGAGGAGGAAGUGGUGAGUGCUGAAGAGGCCCCACCAUAUAAUAAACUGUCAGAAAGUGAAAAGCAGUAUGCCUUGUUUACUAAUGGCUCUUGCCGUAUUGUGGGAAAGCAUUGGAGAUGGAAGGCAGCUGUAUGGAGUCCUGGACGACAAGUUGCAGAAACUGCUGACGGAGAGGGUGAAUCGAGUCAGUUUGCCGAGGUGAAAGCCAUCCAGCUGGCCCUGGACAUUGCUGAAGGAGAAAAGUGGCCAGUACUUUAUCUCUAUACUGACUCAUGGAUGGUGGCAAAUGCCCUGUGGGGGUGGUUGAAGCAAUGGAACAGAGCAACUGGCAACGCAGAGGUAAACCCAUCUGGGCUGCUGCACUGUGGAAAGAUAUUGCUGCCCGGGUGCAGAACCUGGUGGUGAAGGUACGUCAUGUAGAUGCCCAUGUACCCAAGAGUCAGGCCACUGAGGAACACCAGAACAACCAACAAGUGGAUAAAGUGGCUAAGAUUGAAGUGGCUCAGAUGGACUUAGAUUAGCAACAUAAAGGUGAAUUAUUUUUGGCCCGGUGGGCCCAUGACACCUCAGGCCAUCAGGGCAGAGAUGCAACAUAUAGAUGGGCUCAUGAUUGAGGGAUGGACUCAUGAUCGAGGGGUGGACUUAGCGAUGGACACUAUUGCCCAGGUUAUUCACGAGUGUGAACACUGCACAGUCUCUCCUGCUCUGGAAGACUGUUACAAGAGAUGGAGCCUGACGUCAUGGA
Messenger RNA from Pezoporus occidentalis (night parrot), 1737 nucleotides. RefSeq lists its product as uncharacterized. The transcript is spliced from 2 exons. NCBI's taxonomy places the organism in Eukaryota, Metazoa, Chordata, Aves, Psittaciformes, Psittacidae. The coding region runs from base 477 to 1397 and encodes 306 amino acids. Gene Ontology annotation, molecular function: RNA-DNA hybrid ribonuclease activity; nucleic acid binding. The record is from RefSeq and is a predicted model, not a curated record.